UCAUUCUUUCAAUACAUAAAGUCGAGAGCUUUUCUGAUAUUUGCGGAGUUUUUCUUGCAAAGUCGAGUGACUCAAUCUUCUUCUUCGUCGAUUAAUCGGACGCAAGGCAAAAUGGCUCUAGGCAAAUCGCAAGGCAAAUGGGUCAAGAUUGAACAACAAGGUUCAGGUCCUGGUGCAAGAAGCUCACAUGCUAUAACCAUCGUGGGAGAAAAGGCUUAUGCUUUUGGUGGUGAGUUCACACCAAGAGUACCAGUUGACAAUAAGUUAUAUGUUUUUGAUCUCAAACAGCAAAUCUGGUCUAUCAUCGACGCCACCGGCGAUGUCCCUCCACCGCGGGUUGGUGUCACGAUGGCGGCUGUUGGUGAAACCAUUUUCGUGUUUGGAGGUAGAGAUGCCCAACACAAGGAGCUCAACGAGCUUUACUCUUUCGAUACCAGUACUAACCAGUGGUCUCUAGUUCAGUCUGGUCCUCCCAACCGGAGCUAUCACUCCAUGACAUCUGAUGAUCGACGCCUUUAUGUAUUUGGUGGAUGUGGUGAAUCUGGUCGGUUGAAUGACCUUUGGGCUUAUGAUGUAAUGGACAAAACAUGGAAUAAAUUUCCCCUCCCUGGGGAAGAUUGCAAGCCUAGAGGUGGCCCGGGGCUUGCUGUGGCCGAAGGAAGAAUAUGGGUGGUUUAUGGUUUCACAGGAGAAGAGACGGAUGAUGUUCACUAUUAUGAUCUGGUGGAAGAAAAAUGGGUUCGAGUUGAGACUGUGGGGGAGAAGCCAACUGCUAGAAGCGUGUUCCCAAUAACUGCAAUUGGGAAAUAUAUAUUUGUGUAUGGAGGUGAAGUUGAUCCAAGUGACUUGGGUCAUAUGGGUGCUGGCAAAUUUGCGGACGGAGUUUAUGUCUUGGAUGCAGAGACAUUUGUCUGGACAAAGUGGGAUGAUAAGUCGGCUUCAGGGGAGAGUCCAGGCCCACGUGGGUGGUGCGCGUUUGCGGCUGGAGUUAGGGAUGGGAAGCCUGGAUUGCUUGUUUAUGGUGGUAAUUCCCCAACCAAUGAUCGUCUUGAUGACAUUCACUUCUUUACUCCUUCGUUUGAUUAAGGAAUGGAAAAUGAAAGGAAAUUGUCUCUGUUAUAUGUACUAUGUGUUUCAAAUGGAAUUGCAAACUUUGAUGAUGAUGAUGAUGGAUUUUAGUUGGAAUAUGUGUAAGAUACUGAUGUUAAUUAGCUUAAGAAUAACCAUCUUUCAUGAUCAAUCUCUAUCAAUUAUCUUCCUGUUUGCAUCUUU
This is a messenger RNA of Impatiens glandulifera, 1272 nucleotides long. RefSeq names its product nitrile-specifier protein 5. Gene Ontology annotation, cellular component: cytosol; nucleus. Bases 112 to 1086 code for a protein of 324 amino acids. Gene Ontology annotation, molecular function: enzyme regulator activity; protein binding. NCBI's taxonomy places the organism in Eukaryota, Viridiplantae, Streptophyta, Magnoliopsida, Ericales, Balsaminaceae. The record is from RefSeq and is a predicted model, not a curated record. Gene Ontology annotation, biological process: nitrile biosynthetic process. The transcript is spliced from 2 exons.